Messenger RNA from Rotaria sp. Silwood1, 1002 nucleotides. NCBI's taxonomy places the organism in Eukaryota, Metazoa, Rotifera, Eurotatoria, Philodinida, Philodinidae. The record is from the annotation of a GenBank genome assembly.
AUGUUACCACAUACAACAACAACAAUAAUAGAUAAUACUAAUACAACUUUAGUAAAUCUUCGAAGACAUUCAUCAACAAUGUCAAAUUCUACAAUUGGACAAUGUUAUUUUCUUCUUAUUCAUUUAUUUUUUUAUAUUAUUAUACUUAUUAUUGUUUAUAUUCGAUUUGAACAAUUUAAUAAUAAACAAGAUACAAUACUUGCUAUUAUAAAUUCAAAUUAUAAUCAAAAUUUUCAUCAUGAAUCUCAUAAUCAAUUAAUUAAUAAUAAAAAUAAUAAUGUUGAUUGUUCUUGUCAAACAUUUAUAUAUCCAAAACAAGAUCAAAUAACACAUUGUUUAGAAUUACAUGUUGGAUUAAAUCAAACAAUAUCAAAUAUUUUUUGUCCAAUAUUACAUCAUAAUCAUAAAACUAAUCAAUGGUUAUUAAUUCAAAAUCGACAAACAAAUUCUAUAAAUUUUAAUCGAUCAUGGAUUGAAUAUCGUCAAGGUUUUGGUAAUAUUAUAAAUCAAACUGAUUUUUGGAUUGGAAAUGAAAAUCUUUAUUGGUUAACAAAUAAUUAUCAAUGUCGUCUUCGUAUUGAAUUAACUGAUUGGUAUAAUGAAACUCGUAUAGCAAUAUAUGAAUCAUUUCGUAUCUUAAAUCAUAAAGAAGAUUAUCGUAUACAAAUGUCAGAAUAUAUUGGAAAUAUAGAACCAUAUAAUAAAAUUGAUAGUUUUUCUCGUUGGCAUUAUAAUGCUCCAUUUUCUACAUAUGAUCAUUAUGCUACAGAUAAUAUUAAUUGUUCAAACUUACAUGGUGGUGUUGGUUGGUGGUAUCAUUCAGGUAUUGAAUGUGCACAUGUACAACUUAAUGGUCGUUUACCAACACAUACUGAUGGUCUUGUACCAUUAAAUACAGGUAUUUUAUGGAUAGGUUGGAAAGCUGAUCGACAUUAUUCAUUUCAAUAUGUACGUAUGUUAAUUCAACCGAAAUUUAAACGUCAUCAUGUUCGUCAUCGAUGA